UAACCGAAAACUGAAUCAGAAACAGUAAUUUUAGUUCUUAAUUUAAGUUAGUUAUCAGAUUUUCAUAAUUGUUUUUUUCUAUCUCCUAAAUGGAAACAGUUAGUUUUAUUUUAAUCGAUUAGAUAUUACAUCCUUAAUAAUCAUUUAUGUUAAACUAAAGCACAGAUUAUAAUAUAAUACUAUUCUUUGACAGAGAAUAUAUAAAUGUCAAGUCAAGGCAAAUGUCAAAUUAGUUAUUGAGUGCUUUGUGCGUUGUGUUUUGGUAUAAAGAAAAGCCCUUUUCAUUUAUUCCUUUCGUUUUUUUUUUGUAUCUUUGCAAGGUCUGUGUGGGAAAGAUUAUAAUUUCAUAAAUUUUCACAUAUUUAAAUAGCCGUUACUAGUUGAAUUUUUAUUGUACAGAUUCUUAAAAUUAUUUGCAACUUGUGUUCUUGUAUUUGUGGGCGUAAACGACAACAAAUGCAUUUUCACUAAAAAAAACACAAAAGAACGAAGCUAAAACAUAAGUAAUUGUUGCAAAGUUUCAGUUUUAAAGAAGGUCCUUAAAUUUUUUAGAUAUUUCAAUGGUUAGUGAAUUUUGUAUCUUCUUACAGCUUUGAAAUUAACUCGAUCUUAUUUGAAAUUUUAGCAUGGAUAAUCCUGAACCAAACGAAAGUGAUACUGCAAAUAUGCUGCCACCAACAUCAUGGUGUCAUCCUGCCAAUAAAGUGCAUAGAUUUAUAGCACUACUUUUGAUGUGCUUUCUUUGUUUUGGAUCAUAUUUUUGCUAUGAUACACCAGGAGCAUUAGCAGACAAUUUUAAAGAUGAUGCCCAUUUAAACACAUCACAAUUUGCAUUACUUUAUUCUAUAUACUCCUGGCCUAAUGUCAUACUAUGUUUCAUUGGUGGUUAUUUGGUGGAUAGAUACUUUGGUGUACGAUUGGGUACUGUAAUCUAUAUGGUUAUAGUAUUUGUUGGAGCUAUAGUAUUUGCCCUUGGAGCUUACAUAAAUGCGUUUUGGUUAAUGAUACUUGGCAGAUUUAUAUUUGGAAUUGGUGGGGAAUCUUUGCAAGUUGCAGUAAAUAGUUAUGUGGUGCUUUGGUUCAAAGGAAAGGAACUGAAUAUGGUUUUCGGUCUUCAAUUAUCUUUUUCAAGAUUUGGAAGCACAGUUAAUUUCUGGGUUAUGGAACCUGUCUAUAGAUGGGUUGCAAAUUAUUAUGGUGGCUAUGAACGCUUAGGAGUGACCUUAUUUAUUGCUUCUUUGACUUGCUUGGUAUCACUUAUAUGUGGUCUUCUACUGGGUUGGAUGGAUCACAGAGCAGAGAAAAUCUUGGGACGUCGUGAGGAACAUGCGAAUGAAGAACCAUUCCAUUUGACAGAUAUAUUUCAUUUUAAAUCUACAUUCUGGCUGGUUUCUGUGAUUUGUGUUGCAUAUUAUCUUGCAAUAUUCCCAUUUAUUGCCCUUGGAAAAUUAUUCUUUGAACGUAAAUUCGAUUUCACACCUCAAGACGCUAACAAUGUAAAUUCCAUGGUAUACUUACUUUCUGCAGCUUUAAGUCCAUUCUUUGGUAUUCUUAUUGACAAAACUGGAAGAAAUGUUAUGUGGGUCAUCAUCAGUAUAGUAACCACCAUUGGAGCUCAUGCUAUGUUGGCAUUUACAUUCUGCAACCCUUAUAUUGGAGUGGUAUCACUAGGGAUUUCAUAUUCAUUGCUAGCAAGUGGACUAUGGCCACUAGUAGCAUUGAUUGUGCAAGAAAAUCAACUUGGCACUGCAUAUGGCAUAUGUCAAGCCGUUCAAAACUUUGGUUUAGCUACUGUUUUGAUUUUAGCCGGUAUUAUUGUUGACAAAUAUGGAUAUUUGAUGUUGGAAAUGUUCUUUUUGAGUUGUCUCUUUGUUUCACUUAUUGCUGCUGUAUUAAUUUACAUAAUUGACUCUGCAACUGAUGGUGUGCUAAAUCUGUCACCGAGCAAGAGGGAAUCAAUGAAAAUUUACCCCAGUAGCACUGAAGAAACGGCAAAUCUUUUGGAGAAUGAAGAGAAUCAUGAUUUAGAGGAAACAGAUUCGAGAAGGCCUGAUAAUGUUCAGGAACCUGUUCCACAAAGGGACGUCGCACAACUACAAUCUGAUAGAAUUCGUAGCAGAUACUUAUCACAAAUAUUACCAAACACGAACAUUCCAGAAAGACAGUAAAGCGAAUAGUGACAUUCUGUAUUUAGUGAGUUAUGUAUAUAAGUUAAUCUUUGACUGUGACUAUUAUUAUGUUAGAUUAGGAAUUGACGUACGAAAUUCUUAGGAUAUAUGAAUGAACGGAAAAAUGGGUAAUUGAUAUUGUAUUGCCAGCUGUCGAAAAUUUCACCCAUUGUGAUGAAUGAAUGAAUUAAUGAGUAGUGUAGAUAUAUGUAUAAAAUCAAU
Diatraea saccharalis (sugarcane borer) is the source of this 2390-nucleotide messenger RNA. NCBI's taxonomy places the organism in Eukaryota, Metazoa, Arthropoda, Insecta, Lepidoptera, Crambidae. The record is from the annotation of a GenBank genome assembly.